Molecule: messenger RNA, 1300 nt
Organism: Actinia tenebrosa (Australian red waratah sea anemone)
Lineage: Eukaryota; Metazoa; Cnidaria; Anthozoa; Actiniaria; Actiniidae
Biological process (GO): cell adhesion
Molecular function (GO): protein binding; calcium ion binding; carbohydrate binding
Source: RefSeq, a predicted model, not a curated record
UUAUUGUCUUAUGUCACAGAACCCAUGUGAAGGCAAACCUUGCCUAAAUAAAGGAAAAUGCUUGCUCCAUAAAAACAGAAGGGAUUAUCGUUGCCGAUGCAAGAAAGGAUACACCGGAGAAAAAUGCCAACAUGAUAUUGAUGAAUGCACAACCGCUUCUCCAUGUCAUGUGAAUGCCACGUGUAUUAACAUUCCAGGAUCCUAUGCCUGUCGGUGUAACGAUGGCUUUAGUGGUGAUGGAUUUAGCUGUGCUGAUAUUGACGAGUGCGCAACCAAUGUGCAUCAGUGUGACCGAAACGCUUAUUGUAACAAUACAGUAGGAUCAUAUCGUUGUACAUGUAACAGAGGUUAUUAUGGAAACGGCAUCAAGUGUACUACAAGUAGAGGACUGGAUUUCUCAGCCAUUUUAAGCAACUAUGGCAAUGCAGAUUAUAUUCGUACUUUGUCUGGUUACUUGGACCCAGUUCUACAGAGUUCAAGUAGAAGUCGUUGGAUCAGAUGCUGGCACGCUGCAACAGAUGGAUGGAAUACUGCAACUAUAUUCCAUCCUCAGUGUGACGGAAAGGGACCCACAGUGACUAUAGUACGUGUAGGUAGCUACGUGUUUGGUGGAUACACCGAUGUAUCAUGGCACAGUCGCUGGCAAUAUUUUUCGUCUUCAAGAUCCUUCCUGUACUCCUUGUACAACACCAAUGGAUAUAGUCCAGUCAAGCUGACCCUCAAUGGACGAGACGGCAACCAGCAUGCGAUAUAUGGGGGUAGUAGUUAUGGUCCAACAUUUGGUAGGGGACAUGACCUGGUUAUCUCUAACUAUGCUUCAAACACCACGAGUUCUCAUACUUAUAUGGGGUUUUCAUACUAUGCUCCCCCAGGAUGUAGAAACGGUGGAUACGAAUGCUCUACUUUGGCAGGUACCUACGGAUUUACACCGAAUGACAUAGAAGUCUUUUACGAAACUACCAGCUAAAGUGGGUCAGUAAAUGAGGAGUGUAUUCUGCAGACCUUAUUAAGUAAAAAAACUGCCUCCUUUAACACUUAUUAGCACUAUAUUUGUAGUUUAAAUUAUAGUGUUCUUAUAUUUUUUAGAUCUUCUAGUAGAGUAGAUCUCACAUGUACAGAAAACCUAGGUUAAUCAGAAAUGAACGGAAGUUAAGCAGAUACUUGCUAUUGAUAGAGGCAAACAGAUAUGUAGUAACUAAAUCGAGUUAGAGAAAGAAAGGGUAAGUCCAUCCUUUAGUUUGAUUUUGCUGCCAUGACAAUUAUGGUAACCUGUUAUAUUUGUAGUCCUUAACUUUUGAAA